Esox lucius (northern pike) is the source of this 1667-nucleotide messenger RNA. It is a transcript of the gene vsx1, whose product is annotated as visual system homeobox 1 homolog, chx10-like. The record is from RefSeq and is a predicted model, not a curated record. Lineage: Eukaryota; Metazoa; Chordata; Actinopteri; Esociformes; Esocidae. The coding region runs from base 39 to 1094 and encodes 351 amino acids. Gene Ontology annotation, molecular function: transcription cis-regulatory region binding; DNA-binding transcription factor activity, RNA polymerase II-specific. Gene Ontology annotation, cellular component: nucleus. Gene Ontology annotation, biological process: regulation of DNA-templated transcription. The transcript has 5 exons.
CCUCAUCACUCAAGAGAAAGAGAAAGUAGCGCAUUAAAAUGACAACAGUGUCAGACAGAGAAGGUGGUGUUGAGGAAAAGCCCAAAGUCAAGAUGCUGGCUCCAGCAUUUGGGAUUGAUAAAUCACGACUUCAUGGAUCAGGGUAUAGGUCCAAAGGAUUUGCCAUCACCGACCUACUGGGUCUAGAAACGGAUCUCCAGUCCCGCCCAUCCGGACCUCAUGGAGUAGGAGGAAACGGGGAUGUUCAGAGCGCUGGGAUGGGAUUCCCUUUUACUGGAGGUUCCUUGCCGCUUGGUCUGGGAUUCCUGUGCAGUUUGGCAGCUCAGCAACCGCCCGGGGCCCCCUGUUUCUUACCUAGUCACCUACCCCUCCUUCAGUCAAGGACGGAAAGCCAUUUCAUGCAGAACUUGGAGCAACAAAGAGACGUCUACUCCGAUGACGAAUGUCUCUCUGGUGAUCGAAACGAUUCAAAAAACUCUGGGAACUCACAGAAGAGAAAGAAAAGGAGACACAGAACCGUGUUCACAUCUCAUCAACUGGAGGAGCUCGAAAAAGCAUUCCAUGAAGCACAUUACCCGGACGUGUAUGCCAGGGAAAUGUUAGCAAUGAAGACAGAAUUGCCGGAGGAUAGAAUACAGGUAUGGUUUCAGAAUCGUCGGGCCAAAUGGAGGAAACGUGAGAAGUGUUGGGGGCGCAGUAGCGUGAUGGCUGAGUACGGACUCUAUGGUGCCAUGGUCCGCCAUUCUAUCCCUCUUCCGGAAUCAAUCAUCAACUCCGCGAAAAGUGGGAUGAUGGGCUCCUGUGCUCCCUGGCUUCUAGGUGAGCCAGCAGGAAUGCACAAGAAGUCAAUGGAGAUAGUAAAGAAAUCCCCCGGAACGCCAGGGUCUACCCACUCGGAUACUUACUCCGACGAAACUAAAGUGAAAAACAGCGACAUAUCCUGGCCAAACCGCGGCAAUGAUAUUAACGACAGUGAGGACAUGGCAAUAGACCUAUCCAGCACCUCCAAGCAGGAUAGCAUGAAAAGCACAUUGAAAUCAUCACCGCCGCAGAGGGAUCCCAUUCACAACAGUGAUUCAGAUGAUGAAAGCUAAAUAUGUAUUAAUUCCAUUUAUGGAGUGUGAGCGCGGACAUUUGCGUGGAAAUGAUGCUUACCUCAGAGACAAUUAUUUUCCAAAGAAAAUAAGAACGGUCCCGUCAAUUUAGGGGUGUACAGUAUUUCUUAUUUCGUGAAAUUGUGUUUUAACAUGUUUUAUAACCUUGGUUUGUUUAAAAUAUAAGAGGCUAUUUAAUGUUUUAUUCAUUGCUAUUCUGUUAUUCGUGUGGUCGAAAUAAUAUGUCAAGAAAGAAGAUAAAUGCUCAUUUAAACUUUAAAGCAAAAUGACAAUUUAUUUUGAAACAAAUUUGUAAAAAAACAUCUUAAAACUACUUUUCAUCCCAUAUUUAUAAUGGUCUUUGAUAGGGUUUAUCCUCCACUGCCUGCAUUUUGUAGGCUAUAAAACAUGAACUAUGUUGUGAAGCACUUUAGUAGUCUCAAUCUUACUGUGAGGACAGCAAUAAUAAAACAUUGUAAAAACAACAAUAUCAGUAUUAAUACAUUGACUGUAAUAACAGCAAUAUUAAUACCUUGCUAGAUAAAUAAAACUAUUUUUUUGUUCUGUUCUUUA